AUUUUUAGCAUUGGAUGAAAAGCAAGGAAGCUAAAGAGGCCUAUCAAAGAACAGGAAGUUGUUAUAUCUACAAUGCCUCGGCUAGUAAUGGAAGGAAACAACUUUCAUACCAUGAAUCACAAUUUACAAAAGGGUGUUUCUUACUUUCUUUUUCACUAGCGCCAAUGGAAUAGCCAAGCCAUUGGUUUAGUGGGAAGCUUCCUCAUGAUGCAUGUGAAUAAGAAUAGCUUGAUUCUAUAACCUUCACCUUUUCCUAGUCGUCAAUCUCUUCCUCCCCAAAGGCAAUUAGUACCCAACUUUCUGUAACCUUCACCUUUCAUCUUUCUUUGUCCAUACCAACCAGUCCUUAUCUCCCUCAUUGGCUAUUAUAGAACAAAUCGGCAGAUCAGAUCACAAAUCUGUUAAGCCACAUUUGAAUUUAAGAGAGAAGUAGUGCAGGAAGGCGAGGAUCGGAGAUGUCGGAUUGGGGGCCAGUUUUCAUAGCAGUGGUUCUGUUCAUACUGUUAACUCCAGGGUUGCUGAUUCAGAUACCUGGGAAAAGCCGGUUCGUCGAGUUUGGCAAUUUUCAGACUAGUGGAGUUUCAAUACUGGUUCAUUCCAUCAUCUACUUUACUCUCAUCUGUAUCUUCUUGUUGGCUAUUGGAGUCCACAUUUUUGAUUUGAAGGAAAUGGCGGACUGGGGCCCAGUACUGAUUGGGGUUGUGCUGUUUAUUCUGCUCCAACCGGGACUCCUCUUCUCGUUGCCGGGAAACGGCAAGCAGGUCGAGUUUGGGAGCAUGAAGACCAACGGCAAAGCCAUAGCUGUGCACACACUCAUUUUUUUUGCGCUCUAUGCCGUUCUCAUCUUGGCCGUACACGUCCACAUCUACACCGGUUGAUGAUCCGGUACUCUCCCCCAGCUUUGGAUCUGUGUGUCUCUGUAUCUCUUUAGCCUUUUCUAAGAUUUUGUUGUUGUAACUCUUAGUUUUGAAAUAAAGCACAUAUAAAAGCACAGAUCUUUUGUUUUUAGAUUUGAAGAUUGAUGCAGCUCUGGCAUAAUGUUAAAUGUUUGAGAACCCUUUUUUCUGUGA
Messenger RNA from Rosa rugosa (rugosa rose), 1070 nucleotides. RefSeq lists its product as uncharacterized. The transcript has 2 exons. Bases 456 to 878 code for a protein of 140 amino acids. NCBI's taxonomy places the organism in Eukaryota, Viridiplantae, Streptophyta, Magnoliopsida, Rosales, Rosaceae. The record is from RefSeq and is a predicted model, not a curated record.